AGAAGGUCGCGGCUCGGAGCGGAAGCAGUGACACGCAGCGGACGCAUCCACGAGUGAGGGAGCGUAAUCGCUCGCAGGAGUUGAGGUUAUCGCCCGAGCCUCGGUGCGUCUCGCGGUGAUCGAUCCGGGCCGACGGCGGCGGCGGUUGGCUCACAGGUGCAGGCGAUCGACGCGGCGUCGCCGGCAGUGGCCGGUGAUGAGCAGGCGGUGGUUCACCCUCAGCUUGGCCCGGGCGUCGGAGUUCAUCGGCUCGGGGUAACGGAUGAAAGGUUCGAGGUUGUGACGCCGCACCGAUUCCGCGUCAGCACGGGCCUCCCGCGGACCCCGCGCGUCGGCGUUCACGCCCGGGAGAUGAGCGUCCACAACGCGUCGGCCGUCGCCGCGACGUCCGAGGCGUCCGACGACUGGCUGGAGUUCUGCGACAGGCACGCCCGCGCCUCGGCGUCCGACUUCGCCAAGGCGUUCUGCACCUACGUCAGCCUGAACCUCCCCGAGAGUGCCAGGGCCACCCUGUCCCACCGAGACUUCCUCAGGAAGUUCGUCGAGGCCUUUUGCGAGCACUUCGAGACCGAGUACCUGCGACGCAGCACGAGGUCGCCUUCCUUUUGCGAUACGAGACAGACUCCGUCCAAUGACAGAGAUGCUAAUUCCACGAGUCAGAACAACAGAGCUCCGAUUCGAGCAUCUUCUCAUGAGGAGUUUAGCGACUAUUCGGAACAAGAUGGGGAGACCGUUUCACCGAAGCCUGUACACAAGCCAUUUUUUCGCAGACUCUCGUUUAAAGGGCUCAAGAAGGGAAAGGGAUUCUUCCAUAAGCAGCAAAGCGAUGAGGUGGAAUUAUCCCACAGCGAACACCGUAGGGAUAAACAUUCCAAAGCAAAGCUUUCAAAGAUCGUCGUGGAGUGCAGAAAAGAAGGAAUUGUUAAUUCUUUAAUGGGUGAAAAUAUUGAUGGCACUCAGAAGUGGGAGAAGUCAAGACUGGCGUUGAUUAAAGCAAGCGCUGGUUACAUGCUAGAGUUUUAUUCUCCGCCAAAAGCAGUGAAGCCUCGCAGUGGGGUAUUUUGUUCCACGAUAACGGAAGCUAGGGAGACUACGGCACUCGAAAUGCCCGAUCAUGAAAACACCUUUGUAUUAAAAACAGAUAAUAUGGAGUUCGUUAUCGAGGCACACGACUCGAAUGAUAUGCGGUCGUGGCUUGCGACUAUAAAGUAUUGUAUGAGAACCGUACAGCAAGGUACGAUAAUCUCCAGUUCGGGUCUAAACGAUGGCACGGGAGAUUCUCUGGCACACGGUUCGCUAACUCCAAGUGGUGACAACGACAGACUACGAGCCAACUCCACAAGUAAGAGUUCUCGGGCUGGACAUGACCACGUAGACGAACAGGGUAACCCUCCGGAAUUGCCCCCAAGGCUCCGGAUGCGCAGUAAUAGCAAUCUCGAAUUAUGUUCCUCACAGCAAGAAAUUGAGCAACUACCUGGCAACGACGGUGAAUUGGAUUUGUCAAGUAGCCUGCGAGAGUACCCUUGGUUUCAUGGAACGUUGCCACGUUCGGAUGCGGCCCAGCUUGUUUUGCACAGUGCUGCGAAUGGACACGGGGUGUUCCUGGUCCGUCAAAGCGAGACAAGGAAGGGAGAGUUCGUUCUUACCUUCAACUUCCAAGGAAGGGCCAAGCAUUUGAGAAUGACGUUAAACGAUCAAGGCCACUGUCGAGUUCAACAUCUCUGUUUCUCUGCUAUCCAUGAUAUGCUUGAACAUUUUCGACAAAAUGCCAUACCCCUUGAAUCCGGUGGCACUGCUGACGUGACGCUGACCGAAUACGUAGUGGCCAAUCCGGUGCCAAGGUCCACGCAUCACUAUGUGACGGGUAGCGGUGCGCAGCAGCCUCAGGAAAGGAGACCCGCUGCAGCCCCAGAGCCCAGAGAAGUACAGACGCACAGCGGUUCGAUAAGAACUCGCGUGGAGUCCUUGGAGAGGGUGGAACAGCAGAACGCCAACGCGGAACAGCAGGCCUCGGCAACCUCCAGCGGCAGAGCCGUUCAGAACACUUAUAGCUUCCUUUGACGCUGGAUCCAGAGUUCUCUACCUUCGGGCUACCAUCUGGUCAGCCCCACUGACUGAACGUUCCUCGUACCUAUGUUCAAGAUCCUCUCGAGUCAGUGUCCAGGUUGGCGUACACCGGUGUCAGUCUACGCAGCUCGAUCCCAAAGAGGUUAUGCGACACUCCAAGGAUAUCUUGGAAUAUAAGAAGGAACCUUCGCGUGGAAUCAUUUGGUUCCCUGGGAGACACGGUGUACACCGAUCACUUGGUAAUCGCUGAUCCUUGUUAAACAACCCUUGGCUUGUUACUCGGGUAGUAACUCGCUUAUCGGCGUAGAACUACCUUGUGGUGGUAUUUCCUUGGUUCGUUUUGCUGACGCAGGCUCUCGAUGUGGAAAAUGUAACAGUGGCUUGUUUCCGAAUGAGACCCGUGCUUUCGGCCACCUAUUCUAGAGGAUUUGGUAUUUAUUUCCGCGAGUGCGUGUGUGUGUGUGCGUGUGGGAGAAUGUAAUUACGUGUAUGAUGCAAGGUAUACGGAUACAUAUACCCACCUUCCUAUAUAUAUAUAGAAACAGACUGCGCCAGACUUGCUAUUUUCGCGAUUUUUAUCAGACCGUGUAUUAGUUGCGCCAGUUCCCUUGGCGAUGUUGAUGCAUUAUUUAUGUCUUUUAUAGGCUACCCUAUAGGCGAUAUGAAGUAUAUCGGUCCUUGGUAACGCAUCCUAGCAUAAUACUAUUUAGCCUGGUUCUCAUGCGCUAGAUAUCGAAGCAAAGACACUAGUGUAAAUUGUAGCUCUACGUGGUGUCUGUUAACAAUGGCCAUGAACGAUGUCAUUUCUUUCUGGGGUUCGCUCUGAAACUGAUGAAAAGCUGAUGUUAUUCCUUGGUGUUUCUAAUAGGAGUAAGGAUUCGAGCUGCAGUCGACUGUAUUGCGAUUGAAUUGUAGGUGAAUGGUGGAUAUAAUGGAUUUCUUUUUUGUUUUCUAACUCAGGUGGCUCGUAGGAGUAUUAGGGUGGUUCUUCGGUGAACAUUAUAUUUUUACAUUUCUUCCACGAUGUCGAAAGCCCUCAGAUGUGCUGUCUAAUCCUUAUGUAUACAUGCAGGAUGUAUAUGCAGGAUUUUGUACGGUCGAGGUCUUGUGACGAUUGGUUUUGUCCAAAAUGGCCUGAACUUUGAUUUCGUUACGGAAGCUCUUAUUAUUUAGAGAGAGGAAACUGAUGGUUUAAUAGUACAGGUUUAUACGUAGUGCUGAUCGACAGUACAAAUAGAAAAACCUGCAAGAGGCCAGAUCCUUUGUUUAAGUUUACGAAUGUUGUAGUUGUUUAUUUUCCUUUUUCUUCGAAAAUUUUUCUUGAAAUUAGAAUUAGAGAAGGGUAUACAAGGUUGUAUAGAUUUUAAUUACGUGUGUUUUGUAUCCCUGGCUCUGUGUUGGUUGUUUGUAUUCUUCUAUUGGGAAUAUAUAUACAUAUAUAUUUAUCAGUUUUUGGUAUAUUUCGAUUUUUAACGUUGAUAUCUUCUAAUUGUUCGUUUAUUUGGUGUCCCGAUUAAUUGUACGUAUGAUUUCGGAUGGUGACUUUUCUGAGUCUUCAGAAUCACAUUUUGCUGUCCGUCGGUUCUCUAGUGGGUCUUCAAUUGUACAACGUUGAGUAAUGCCAGGUUAUUCAAUCCAAACAUGCUCUAUUGCUAUCGAGUUUACCUGUGAUCGUGUCAGUACUUAUGUAUAAUGUUUUUAUUUAAAUUGCUUCUGAAAGUUACUUCGAUAAGAAAGUCUGUGUGAGUCCGAUCGAGGGUAGAUCAGAUUAUCGAUCUACAAUUUUAUCACAUCCAGGAAUGCAACUUUCCGAUACUACUUCAUUAUUUUUUUUACCUAUUAUUCGUAAUCCCUCACUUCCUUUUUGAUAUGUUUUUACUCGUCACAAGCAGGCUCGCUCUAUCAAGAAUCCAACUUGACGUAGACAUUCGUGCUGUCGCAGUGAAUUAUUGUAUCGACAGUUUAAUUAGAAAAUUUUAUUACGUUCACCUGUCAGUUUGACGUUUCUCUCAAAUUAGGUUACAUAGUAAUGGUGAUUCUGUUACGAUUCCUUGUAAAGAACGGUUGACCUGUUUUUUCUUGUGUUCUCGUUGCACACCGGAAUGUCUGUAAUACUCCUGCCUUGUUUACAGGUUAUACGUUAACUGCCAAAACUGUAGCCACACCUUGUUGGUCCUGUUCUCGUUACAUUGGCUCCCCAGACUGGGAGGUGUCAAAUCUAACACAUACUGUACGCUAUGUAGUAAUAGAGAUAGAAGAUAAAUAGUUCAUCGGAAGAAGGAACACGAGACUAUGAACAGAGUACGACUCGGCUUCCCUGAGUAAGGAAAACGCUGUACUUAGGCGGCGUUUGAUUAAAGACUGCCCUCACAAGUCUGCACAUACCUACAAGUUAACUGUAAAGAAUCGUAGGUCUAAGAUAGUUCGUUAAGCGAUGAGAAUGCAUUUGUUUUCGUUUUUUCUCUCUUUGUUUUCACCUAUAUUUAGGUUAGGUUAACCUAGACGCGUACACGACGAGUGCAUUUUUUUUUUCCUUUUUUUUUCCCCCAAUUCCUUUCAAUUUUUAUUUAAUCCUUCCACUGGAUUAUUCCACCAUUGCAUAGCUGAGUCGCUGCAAGGUGCACCGAUGUAAAAAGUGAGCGACCCAUUUAGCUCUGACGUUGCGAUGAGUGACUCGAUGAACUACCUGUCAAAGGAACACUACGUUAGACUUGUCCAGAUGAAAAUUAGUUUGGCGUUGUAUCGUGUGCUAAAUGGAAAUUCGUUUAUCGCAGUGAAUUUUGAGGGAUUCUGAAUUAAUUGCUGUGUAGGUGUCGCUACCCAGUGGAACGCAAUACAAGGUAGUUCUACAUUCUACAUCCUCCGAUGUGAACCUUCCGUAGGCGUUCGAGACCCUAUCAAGGAGGAACUGUUCUAUUCCAUUAUGUUAAAAUUAACAGCGGAAGAAGUACUUAACGCGAGAGAAUCUUGGACCACGAAUGGAUAUUGUUUCGAGGAUUUGGUUUCGAGUUUACUCCGACUUCCUGUAAUCUUUAGAAGAGCGUGUUUCUUUAUCAGUGCACGACCCCUUGCGCCUCCAGACGCAAUGUUGCUCAAAAUAGUAUUUUAACUGUUAAACUAGACUUACGGUAGGCCCUUCCUUGUUCCGUUGGUUCGUUGCAUUAGUCGCCAGGAUUAACUUUCAGGAAGGAGGAGAAACGGAUAGGGCGAUUUCUCCCCGAAAUUAACCCUGCUGGUAUUCGUCUCGUUCCCGACUUUUUCUUUAUCUUUUUCCACUUCGAUACAAAGGUGAAACGUAGAGCUCGAAAUCGAGGAUGUACGAUAUUCUGCCACUUGCAUUUCCAAUUUGUACAUAGCGCUGAUGACGUGUGUAUUUAUAUAUACAUAUAUAUCUAUCACUCUCUCUCUAUCUUCGAAUCGCUAGGAAAAGGUGGACGUGCCUUUUCGAUCAAGGGCUCUCCACGUAAUUGUAAUUAUUGUACGAUACGUUUGCUCGUUCCUUAAGGUCUUACGAAUCGUAGAUGAUCCCGUUUAUUUUUCUACGACCCCCCGUCUCGUUCGGUUCCGACGAAUUCCGAUUUUAAUCAAAUCUCUCUUCUCUAGGUGUAGAAACGUAACCGAUGCUCUCGUCUUUGGUUUUACUUCCUUGUGUCUUUCCUUUUCGUUAUCGAUCUUCUGUCGGAAUCCUUAGGCCUAGGACAGGCUCUGGUACUCGGCGAAAAUAGACAUUAAGCUCUGCUGAGAAAAGAAAAGGGUGGUACACGUUAAAACGAAACGUUCAUACUCGACAUACAAUAAUCUAUGCUAUCGCGAUUCGUGCACGACCGCGAGACGUGAAAAACGAUCAGCGUGUAACAAUUGGGCCACCAGUUGGAGUGUUGGUAUUUAAAUUAUGUCCGGAAAGCAAACAAACGAAAAAAAAAAAAAGUUUCAAACGGUGGACGCGCCAAGCGGUGGCCCUAGGUGUUCAAGCCUUAACUGUAAUAACUGUAUAUUUUUUAAUAUGUAUAUCACGUGUACGGAAAUACAUAUUUUACGCAUACUCAGAAUAACUUCGACGUAAAUUAUAUUAAUGAUAAAUUGAAUAAGUUGCAAGUUGUAAUGGUCGUAUAUGUGUUACGAGAGAUUAACGGAUCGGCGUAUAGGAAGGCUUACCAAAUUAUGUUUCCAAGGCUUCACGUAACCCGGCACAUAUCUCGAUAUGUUAAUUAAUCUUUUCAGGCGACCGGUUGUUGAUCUUCACGGUCGUUGUCGAAUUGUGGAUAUUUUUUUUAGAUUCGCCGACGUGCUGUAUAAAUUGUUUCAGCGAUGCUUUCGGGCAGUCGAAAGGCGCUCUUGUCGGCGGAGGGAAAGAUUUGGCUUUGUGUCGUUUUAUUUUGCCUAAGAUGCAAGGGAAAUUCUGUAAUCGUGGUGUUCGAUUAAAUCACGCAGCGUGUAGCUCGGUGAUGAUUCUAUAUUAACAGGAAAAUUAUGUACAGUACCCCAUCUAGUCUAAAUAAAUUAAGCUCUUAACGAA
Orussus abietinus is the source of this 6583-nucleotide messenger RNA. It is a transcript of the gene Lnk, whose product is annotated as SH2B adapter protein 1. NCBI's taxonomy places the organism in Eukaryota, Metazoa, Arthropoda, Insecta, Hymenoptera, Orussidae. Gene Ontology annotation, biological process: intracellular signal transduction. The record is from RefSeq and is a predicted model, not a curated record. Gene Ontology annotation, cellular component: plasma membrane. The transcript has 5 exons. Gene Ontology annotation, molecular function: transmembrane receptor protein tyrosine kinase adaptor activity. The coding region runs from base 352 to 2061 and encodes 569 amino acids.